This is a messenger RNA of Erythranthe guttata (spotted monkey flower), 1436 nucleotides long. Its product is annotated as Transmembrane proteins 14C. The record is from RefSeq and is a predicted model, not a curated record. NCBI's taxonomy places the organism in Eukaryota, Viridiplantae, Streptophyta, Magnoliopsida, Lamiales, Phrymaceae. Gene Ontology annotation, cellular component: chloroplast inner membrane. Gene Ontology annotation, biological process: fatty acid transport. Gene Ontology annotation, molecular function: fatty acid transmembrane transporter activity.
UUCACGGCGCACUUUAUUUACCCCCGACCUCCCUCCCUCUCACUGUACGGACUGACUCCGUCUUUGUGUUCCUCAGCCUCUCUGCUACUUCAUUCAAAUCUCACCACUCAACCAUUCUCACCUAUACCUAUCUAUAUACGCACUUCUAUUGCCGAAAUGAGCAUCGGAUUUGAGUCAAUCACUUUGAGAAACCCUAGUCCUGCCUUGGUCAGAGCUUCCCCUUCAAUGGCGAUGUGUCACGCGCCGCCUGCUUCUCUAGGGCUUGGAACUAAAAUCCAUUUCAAGGCUGCGAUUCCGCCAUUUCUCGGCCUUAAUUUGCCGCUGAGAACUGUGCGGAAGCUCUCUGUUUCCUCUUUUGCCGCCUCUCAUGAGGAAUCGAAGGCUUCAGAUAUUGAUAUAAAUAAGGAAAAAGAGGAUCUGAAAGAGGGCGCUCAAGAAUCACAAGAGGCUUGGCAGCAGACACUCGCUUCUUUUAAAGAACAAGCCUUGAAAAUGCAGAGCAUAUCAAAGGAAGCUUAUGAGUUGUAUUCUGAAAAGGCUAUUGUCGUUUUAAAAGAAACUUCUGAGAAAUUGCAAAUUCAAGCAGAGAAGUCAAGGCACGAUCUGGCUGUGAUUGCAAAGGAAAUUGCUGAAGAGAGUAAAGAAUACUUGGCCACAGCUGCAGAAAAUUCCCCUGAACCAGUGAAGGAUAUUGUUGAAACCUUUGCUUCCUCAACUGAUGAGUUCAAAGAUGUAUCCAAAGUGCGAGACUUUUAUGUUGGAAUACCUUAUGGUGCUCUUCUGUCUGUUGGAGGUUUUCUCUCGUUUAUGCUCACUGGAAGCAUUCCUGCUAUCAGAUUUGGCACUAUACUUGGUGGUACUCUCUUGGCUUUGAGUAUAUCAAGUUUGAGAGCGUGGAAAAAGGGGGAGCCAGCUCCCUUGCUCCUCAAAGGACAGACAGCAAUUGCAACCAUCUUGUUUGUUCGAGAGCUGCGCAUGCGACCAUUUACUGCCAAUAUCUUCACAACCUUCAUCAGUGGGGGAGUAGUUGCAUUCUAUCUUUACAGGAUCAUUAAAGAUGGAGGGCAGUCAGGAGCAUCCAAUCAGGAAGCAGAGCCAGCAAACUAAUCCCCGAGUUGGCAGUACACGAUGUUGUGUAUUAUUUGGUGAAAAACGUGAUCUCGUUUUCAGGUGUACAAGGAUGAGAGAGUUAUGAAGAAAUGAAUUAUAGCUAAGAUUUGUGAUGAUCUUUUGUUCUAGUCAUAAUGAUUUGCGAUCAAUUAGGAUUUAUUUUGCUGCUGUUAGGGUUUCAUAAUAAAUUUACACCCCCUCCUCUUUUAAGUUUUAUUAUUUCUUGUGUCACGCACAAUUGAAAGUCAGCUUUCAUUUCUCUUGCUGCUUCUUAUAUGUAGUAAUCAAUAUGGUUGCUUUUGUUUGUUAUAUACAGCUUUAUAACA